Messenger RNA from Chenopodium quinoa (quinoa), 2839 nucleotides. Its product is annotated as protein FAR1-RELATED SEQUENCE 5-like. Bases 442 to 2817 code for a protein of 791 amino acids. Gene Ontology annotation, biological process: regulation of DNA-templated transcription. The record is from RefSeq and is a predicted model, not a curated record. The transcript is spliced from 4 exons. Lineage: Eukaryota; Viridiplantae; Streptophyta; Magnoliopsida; Caryophyllales; Amaranthaceae. Gene Ontology annotation, molecular function: zinc ion binding.
UUUGAACUUUGAAGUACUGGAAGGAUAAAUUGAAUUGUGGACUGAAGUCUAAAAUUAAGCCCGUUAAUCAAAGCCCAAUAAUAUAAUUACACGUGAAACACUGAAAAUUUUACCCUACACCCUAGUGUAGGGUGUGUUCCCUACACCCCUCCUAUGCUACGUCGUUUUGUAGCUGGUAUUGAGUUCUCAUGUGCAGCUUCUUUCCUUUUGCGAUUCUUUCCUUUUUUUUUUUUUCCUUUUUUUCUUUUUUUCUUUUCUUCCUCUUUUUUCCUUUUUUCUUUGUUUCUUAUUAUUCAAUUUAUGUAUAUAUAUGAUUUUAAACCCUAUUUUUUCUCUCUCUUCAAUUGAUCAACCUCCAUUUUUUAUCUACAUUUUUCUCUCGCUAAUUCAUCUUCUUCAUUUGAUUUUUUGAACGAACUCGUUAAUUGUUACCGAUCAUCAAUGGCGAAUUCUGCAUCUGGAGAUUGCGUUGAUUUUGAUCGUGAUUGCGAGCGUGUGUUUCCUUCUGGAGUUCGUUUGGUUGAUUCGUUUGUGCAACAAUUGGAAAAAAAUGAUGAUAUUAUGUAUUUAGAAGCAGAACAGUCUGAAUUAAAGGAUAAAGAAUUUAAAUCUGAAGAUGAAGCUUUUGAAGCGUAUAAUGAAUAUGCUUUUAGGAAAGGUUUUGGAAUUCAAAUUGGGAAGAGUAAGAGAAGAAGAGAUGAUUCUUUUUUGAUGAAAAGAUUUGUUUGUUGUAAUGAGGGAUUCAAAGAUAAUAAGUGUAAGAAUAAAAGGAUUUAUGAGAAGUUGGAUCAUCGAACUGGUUGUUUAGCUUUUGUGCAGUUUCAUAUUGAUCAUUUAGGGGUCUAUACAUGUACAAGACAUGAAAUGGUUCAUAAUCAUGCUAUGAUUCCUCCUGAAAAAAGGCAUUUGAUAAGGUCUCAAAGAGAUGUGAAUAAAGAGCAGCUUCUUUUCAUUUCAACAAUGAAAUUGAGUGGAGUCAAAGUUACUGAUUCUUUGAGGGUUCUAAAGAAGGAGGUUGGGGGAUCUCCUAAUCUUUGUUUUACUGCUUCUGAUGCUUAUAAUGCAUUGUCAUCUGAAAAAGCUGCCCAAAUUGAAGGAUGUGAUAGUAACCAAUUGAUUAAAUAUUUUGCCAAGAGACAUGUGGAUGAGGCAGAUUUUUAUUAUGAUUUUGAACAAGAUGAUAGUGGUGCUUUAGUUAGUUUUUUUUGGCGUGAUGGUAGGAUGAUGAGAGAUUAUCAUUACUUUGGAGAUUUGUUGGUUUUUGAUACAACUUAUAGAACUAAUAAAUAUGGAAUGAUAUGUGCUCCAUUUGUUGGAAUGAACCAUCAUGGUAACAAUGUCAUGUUUGGUAUGGGUUUUAUUCUUAAUGAGCGCACCGAGUCUUUUGAUUGGUUGUUUGAUACAUUUUUGCACUCAAUGGGGAGGAAAAGUCCCAUUACAAUUAUGACUGAUCAAGCACAAGCGAUUGCAGCGGGUAUAAGAAACAUUUUUCCUUCAACUGUUCAUCAUCGUUUAUGUGUAUGGCAUCUUGAACAAAAUUCUAAGAAACACAUUGGAGCAUUGAGAGCUUUGGAAGGCUUUACAGAUUUGUUUGGAUAUCUUUUGAAGUAUUGUGAAACUCCUGCUGAAUUUGAAUAUUUCUGGAAAAGGAUGUGUGAUAAAUACAAAUGUGAAAAUGAUGAUUGGUUAUGUGAUUUGUAUAAAAUAAAGGAAAUGUGGUGUCCUGCUUAUUCUAAGAAGUAUUGGUCUGGUGGUAUAUUGUCUUCUCAACGUAGUGAAACUACUAAUAAGUCAGUUUCACAACGUCUUAAUAAGACUCAAGGUUUAUGUGAUUUUUAUCAUGUUUUUCUUGAUGUCAUUUCUGAGUGGAGAAGUAAGGAAGGUGCAAGAGAUUACAAUACUCUGAGGGGUAAUAGGCACCUAGCUUUUGCUAAUAUUGGUAUAUUAGUUUAUGCAAGAUCAUUGUACACUAUUCAAGCUUAUGUGCUUUUUGAAGAGGAGUUCAUUAGGGGGACAGCUUAUGAUCAUGUUGAUAAUGGUUUGCGUUUUCCAGAAUAUUCAUAUCUUCUUUGGAGGCCUGGGAAGGAUAUAAUUAAGCAUGAAGUUGUUUUUAAUAAGGAAACACAUGCAAUUUGUUGCACAUGCAUGUACUUUAGUGAGACUGGUUUACUUUGUUCUCAUUCUCUUCGAGUAUAUCAUUUGCAUUGUGUGCGUAAUAUUCCACAAAAGUAUAUAAUGAAACGAUGGACAAAGGCUGCCAUGUGUAGUCAUGGUAUUGAAGAACCUACUUUGAGGACAAAUGUUGUGGCUACUAGUGUUUGGAGGUCACAAACAAUCAGAAAGUUUGUUAAGUUGAUAACAAGUUGUCAGAAUUCUUUGAAUGCAAGGGCAGAGGUUGAGUGUUAUUUCAAUCUGUUAAAAGAAAAGGUUGAGAGUGUAUCAGGUGUAAUUGACUUUAGUGAACCUGUUAAAGAGGUUGAAAUUGUUGAUCUUGAGAUCAAGAAUCCUCCAAAAGCUAGGCCUAAAGGUGAGAGGAAUGUAAGGCCUAAGAGCACCUUGGAGAAGCAGAGUAACAAGGCAAAGGGUAAUUUCAAGAGGAAAAAGUCUCUGUACACUCCUUACAAAAGGGGUAUAGGGCAAGCAGUUGUACAGGAACUUGAUGAGAACGGUUGUGCUGUUACUUAUGCUAAUUCUAUUAGUGAUCCCAUCGAAUUGAUUGUUUUGAGCAAUAAACAGGCUCAGGUAAAUUCAAAUGUGCCAAAAAAAACAUUUUAUUUAUAUUUUAUUAAUAUUGAUUUUUAUAAUUUAAAAAUAUAGGUCGGCUUAAAAUCAGCUGUUG